AUGGCUUCCCAGGGUGUUAAUGUCUUCCGUUAUUCGGCUCUCGUUGCCGGUCUCGUCUACGGUGUCUACCACCAGUCCUCGCUCAACUCCGUCACCAAGCGCGCAGAGAUCGAGCACGAGUACACCCGCAAGGAGCGCCUGAUCGAGCAGGCCAAGGCCGAGUACAAGAAGAAGACCCAGCCCCAGCAGGAGGUCAAGACACAAUCCAGCGGACUCAUCACGAAUUUCGAGGACCCCAAGUUCGACCUUGAGGCUUUCCUGAAGGCCAACGAAUAA
Molecule: messenger RNA, 276 nt
Organism: Penicillium brevicompactum
Lineage: Eukaryota; Fungi; Ascomycota; Eurotiomycetes; Eurotiales; Aspergillaceae
Product: ATP synthase subunit e
Exons: 3
Coding region: 1-276 (91 amino acids)
Biological process (GO): proton motive force-driven ATP synthesis
Molecular function (GO): proton transmembrane transporter activity
Source: RefSeq, a predicted model, not a curated record